Hemibagrus wyckioides is the source of this 2181-nucleotide messenger RNA. RefSeq names its product butyrophilin subfamily 1 member A1-like. Lineage: Eukaryota; Metazoa; Chordata; Actinopteri; Siluriformes; Bagridae. The record is from RefSeq and is a predicted model, not a curated record. The transcript has 9 exons. Bases 209 to 1141 code for a protein of 310 amino acids.
GGCAUAGGUGUGAAGGGCUGGUGCACGGAAACAACAAUAUGAUGCAGAGCUGUGAAACAAAGGGUCUCUUUUAGCGAUUUACUGAGACAUCUAAUUAUUACGUAUUUUGAGUUUUUGAGAUCAGAUGAAUUGUACACCUAGUGUAAUUCGUAUAGUGCUAUUUAUCUUGUGAAACAGACUGGAGCGAUAAAGAUAAACUCUUUCAGGGAUGUUUUUGUGUGUGACUCUCCUGACUGUCCUAUACAACUUUAUGGAAUCUCAAUCAGAGCCACUACAGGUGGUUGGUCCAGAAGCUCCUCUUGUUGCAGCAGUUGGUGAAGAUCUGGUUCUGCCCUGUUUCAUUAAACCCAACACCAGUGCUGUGGACAUGACAGUGGAGUGGUUGAGAGUAGAUGAAGCGGCUUCACUAGUGCAUCUCUAUAGGGAUCAUGCAGACAGAAAUGAAGAUCAGGAUCAGUCCUACAGAGGAAGAACAUCACUGUUUAAAGAGGAGCUACAGAAAGGCAACGCUUCACUCAAACUCUCAGCUCUCCAAGUCUCUGAUGCAGGAGAAUAUAAGUGUCUCAUUGAGGACAAAUCCUGGUAUGAUGACAUCACUGUUCAUGUUAUUGUUGAGGUUCUAGGAAGCCACCCAGUGAUCAGGAUGGAGAGUUAUGAUAACUCAGGAGGGAUUAAUCUAGUGUGUGAGUCCAGAGGCUGGAACCCUGAACCUGAGGUUCUGUGGCUGGACAGAGAAGGAGCCACUCUGCCUGCUGAAGAUACACAGAUACACAGAGACACUGAGGGCUUCAGUGUGAAAAGACGCAUCACUGUUUAUGAGUCCAACAGGUUUUACUGUAGACUUCAACAAAAACAUCACAUGAUGGAGGCAGAUAUUACCAUUAAUAGUGAAGUCUUUGGUGUUUGUAAGAGGCCUGUCUACAUUGCAGUUUCAGCAUGUCUUGUUGCUGGAUUGCUAGUAACAUGUGUUUUUGGACUGAUACUAACUGCUUUUGGUUACAAGAAAGAACUUCAAAUAUACAAGCAAAAUGCAGUUUACACAAAAUACUUGAAACAAUUUUAUCUGUUUUCACCUCAUGGCUUCAUGAGGAGAAGAACCUUGCAGCCUCAGAGAUGGAGAAGCAAAAAGCAGACCUUCUAAAGAAGAGGUUAUUUGCAGUGGAUGUGACUCUGGAUCCUGAUACAGCUCAUCCUGAACUCACUGUGUCUGAUGAUGGAAAACAAGUGACACAUGGAGACACAUGACAGGAUCUCCCUGAUACACCACAGAGAUUUAAUGAUCUCUGUGUUCUGGGAAAGCAGAGUUAGGAAAGGAGAUUUUAUUAUGCGGUGCAGGUCAGAGGGAAAUCUGCAUGGACAUUAGGAGUUGUGAGAGAGAACAUUAACAGGAAGGAGUGGAUUCCACGGAGUCCUCAGACUGGAUUCUGGACUGUGGGGGGUCUUAUGAGGAGGGUCUGGUCUCCUUUUAUGACGUGAAGUCCAGCUCUCAUAUCUACUCUUUCACUGAGAAACUUUAUCCAUACUUCAAUCCUUGCUAUAGUGAAAAUGGUAAUUCAGCACCACUGAUCAUCUCUGCUGUUACUGAAUAAAUAUCUGAUUUAUAUUUUUUAACAUUUUGAACUUUUGUAAAUAAUGGAUUUAUUCAUCUCUAGACAUUUAGGAAUUUUAUAAAGACGCAUGAAUGUUACUGGAUUAUUUAGAGCUUAUGUGCUGUUAAUAUGAUUCCUGUCAUUAAAGCUGCCAUCUGUGCUACUUUCUAGCUCUCACUUGAGUUGAAUUUAGAGUGUUAACUAACAUUUUCUCCACCACUAAAAAUCACCACUUAUUAUAGUUGAGAAUCUGACACCUUGCCAGGUGUAUAUCUGUUAAUGAGGUGAGUUUUCAGGUUAGGAUGCUAUUUAAUGCUGUUUUAUUCUGUUUAUUUUCUCCACAUGAUGUCAGUUCUUAGUGAAUGUUGUUAAUAUUUGGUAAAUGAUCGGUAAGGUUUGUUUUGUAAUUGGUUGUGUGGAUGUAUUUGGAUUAGACCUGCAUCUCUCCACAGACCUGCAGUUUUAAUCUCAGCUGAAGGUAUGGAGGAUUCACUAACAUGGCAGUAGUUAGUAACUGUGACUAAUGUGGCAUUUACAGAUUUGUUCUAUUUCUGGAUGUCUUGUUUGAAGAAAAUACAGGGUUUAUAAUAGU